This is a messenger RNA of Arctia plantaginis, 936 nucleotides long. The record is from the annotation of a GenBank genome assembly. Lineage: Eukaryota; Metazoa; Arthropoda; Insecta; Lepidoptera; Erebidae.
AUGUCGGAAUCGGAAAGACUUAUUGAAGACAGAGCACCGGCAUUAGAACCGGAUGCUGCAGAUGUUCGAGCUGAAGGUGACACUGCUCCUACGGUAUCGGAACGCGAAGCCUAUUUUCAAGCUCUAAGAUUAUGGAUUCAACAAGCACAGAUGUAUCAAAAUCUAUCUACAUGCUUCCCUUAUUACAUGAUGACAUUCCAAGGGUUACAGAAUCAUGCAACGAAUGUUCCAUUGUUGAAUAACAACUACCAAUUCCAAGGCCAUCAGUUCCCGUUUCCAGUGCCAAAUGUUCCUCGCAAUUUACCACCAACACAACCUCAGGCUGAACCUAUUAUGCCUGCUGAAGUGAUUGCUCGCUAUGGUGGAUAUGAAUAUGUCAUACCACCGUUACACAAGAGGCUUGUUGCUGAGUUCAUCGAUUUUAUGUUGCUGUUCAUCCUCAAACUUAUUGUCACGUUUAUAGCUGUAGACAUGUUUGAAUUAAUAGACUUAGAAAAGUUUGAUUUCUACAAAUUCAGUGAGCAUUAUGAUGAUUAUAAGUAUGCAAUGGAGCUGACAUCUGAAAUACUUUUCUUGGAAGUAAUAUACAGGAUCCUUGUGUGCAUAUUUGAGGCUUUCUGUUUAUCUGGCAGUGUUGGACGAACGGGUGGAGCAACCCCUGGGAAGGCACUCCUAGGUCUUCGAGUAGUGACGGCCUCAGCAGUCAUUGCGGUUGAUGGUCGCCCAAGAGAAACAGUGUUGCUUUACCCUGGCAGGCCUCUUUCCUUCAACAUUGCCCUUUUCAGGUCUCUCAUGAAGAACUUCCUUAUAUCAUUGCUAUUCCCUCUUUGCGUUGUUUUAUUUGUGUUCAGACAUAAUCGCACGGGCUAUGAUCUCCUUUGUGGUGUCAUUGUUGUUGAAGAGAAUAUGUUUCCUCCUAGAAGGCAUGCUCCUUGA